UUCGAUAUGAUGUGCAUAUACAAUGCUCGAUAGAAAAGUGUCAAUAUGAGAAAAAUUAAAUUCUGAUUAAAAUACAUCAACAUGACGGCUAACUAUUACUUUGCAAUUGUUGGGCAUACCGAUAAUCCAUUAUUUGAAGUUGAAUUUAAUAAUUCUGGGAAAGAUGCAAAGAAAGAAGAUUAUACACAUUUAAACCAAUUUAUUGCACAUGCUGCCUUAGAUCUUGUAGAUGAACAUACUUGGAAAACAACAAAUAUGCACCUAAAAGUUGUAGAUAAAUUUAACCAAUGGUUUGUAAGUGCUUUUGUUACUGCAACUCAUAUCAGAUUUAUUAUGGUACAUGAUAAUAAAAAUGAAGAUGGUAUAAAGAAUUUUUUUAGUGAAAUGUAUGAAAUGUACAUAAAGUAUUCUAUGAAUCCAUUUUAUAAAUUGAACACACCUAUUAAGUCUAUUGGCUUUGAGAAAAAGGCACAAUUAUAUGGCAGAAAAUAUUUAUCAUCAUGA
Molecule: messenger RNA, 504 nt
Organism: Eufriesea mexicana
Lineage: Eukaryota; Metazoa; Arthropoda; Insecta; Hymenoptera; Apidae
Gene: Trs20
Product: trafficking protein particle complex subunit 2
Exons: 3
Coding region: 82-504 (140 amino acids)
Biological process (GO): endoplasmic reticulum to Golgi vesicle-mediated transport
Source: RefSeq, a predicted model, not a curated record